Molecule: messenger RNA, 2244 nt
Organism: Chiloscyllium plagiosum (whitespotted bambooshark)
Lineage: Eukaryota; Metazoa; Chordata; Chondrichthyes; Orectolobiformes; Hemiscylliidae
Source: RefSeq, a predicted model, not a curated record
AUGAGUGAGCAUCAGAUUUUGUAUUCCUGUUUUUUUUUCUCCUUGCUCUUCACUAUUAUUUUAAUUUUAGUGGAAUUGUUUUCUUCCUGUCUCUGUAUUCAGGUAGUAUCAGUGACUGAAUACCAUCGCAGGAUCGAUGCUCUUAAUGCUGAAGAACUGUGCAAGCUUUGCAGACGUCUCAAGAUAACAACACGAGAGGAAACCAGUAUGAAGCAAAAUACAACUAUAAAACUAGACCUGGAGUCUGAAACGUUUCGGCCAAACCUAAGUGAAAAAAGUGCCCUACUGCAAACGGAUCAGAUUGAAAAGCUUGCAAAAAAUCUUCCUCCACGAACUGUCGGUUACCCGUGGACACUAAUUUACAGUACUGCGAAGCAUGGCAUGAGUCUGAAAACACUGUACCGUAGUAUGACUGGUAUUGAUACACCGAUGCUGCUCGUUAUUAAAGAUAGCGAUGGCCAGAUAUUUGGUGCCCUAGCAUCAGAACCGUUCAAGGUUAGCGAUUGUUUUUAUGGAACUGGGGAGACCUUCCUUUUCACCUUCCAUCCUGAAUUUAAAAUAUUCAAGUGGACAGGUGAUAAUAUGUUCUUCAUAAAAGGAGACAUGGAUUCCUUGGCCUUCGGUGGUGGAGGAGGAGAAAUUGGAUUGUGGUUGGAUGGGGAUCUAUACCACGGACGUAGCCACUCAUGUAAAACGUUCGACAACUGCAUCCUUUCAAAAAGGGAAGACUUCUACGUACAGGACAUUGAAAUAUGGGCAUUUGAGUGAAAGGACAAAUCUUUACAUAAGCACUGAAGGAAUUCAAUGUGUCCGAUGUAAGACCCUAAAUCUGACCAAGCAUCGAUAAUGAAGUUGAAUCUAGGCAAAUUAAAAAAAAACAAAUUAUCAUCAGUUGGGCCACCACAUUUGUUAGCAGGUCUGUAAAGAAAAAUUCGAUCUGAACCCAAUCUAAGAAUGUAUUGCCAUUAGUAGUAACAAAACAUGUUUUUAAAAGUCAAAACACCAGCCACAUACUCUGAAGUUUUGGCAACAUUUAAAUUGAACCCUGACAAGUCGUAGUUGCACUAAAAUGAUGGGGUCAGAAAUCACCCGAACAAAUUCUAUUUACUUCUGUUUGAAAAACGUAUCUGGGUAAUGCUGUCACUGAUGAUGGUGCUGCAGCUUUGAGACUGAUGCUGUCAACAUUUUGGGUCAACUGACAAAAACACAUUUCACAUUCAGCCUGUAUAGGGCUUGAUGCUGUUCUGUGGCAAAACCAAUGAAAGAACUAAAAACGUAUUCAGGAAGAAGCCUCAUGUUGCUGGAUAAAUGACAGCAGAAUUUUGCAGGGUAUUUUUGUUAUGCCUGUGUAGUUUCCGGCAAACGUGAAAAAGCAUAUACUGUAUUUAUUGGUCAGAUUUAUUCUACAGUUUAGCUUCAUAGCACACCAAACUCCCAAGCACCCAUAGUUGUGCUGUCUGUCAGUGGGUGUAUGUUGUGAGUAUAGCUGACACCACUCUAAAACAGAAUAGUAAUAGAUACUGUAGAUGUUAGGAUAAUUCUAUAGACUUGUGGAAUUUAUAGAUUAUUGUCAAGUAAUGUCAAACAACCUUGGCAGGCAACAAUCAUUUAUGCCUUGGUCACUGCAAAUGAUUAAUGCCAUCUAGAGAUUAACAAAACAGUUUCAGAAUGAAAAUAAUUAAACCCUAUUGCAGGUUUUCUUUGUAUUUUAUCAAGUCUAGAACCUGAUUGUGUUUUACAAACUAUUCCUGUUCUGGGUGUGAAAUUAGUUUUCUUCGUGCUGAAAAUCCAGCUGCAAUGUAUUAUAAUACUCUGUAAAUCAAAGUACUGCAUUGUUCCUCAGUUGAGAAAAUGAAAUGGUGAGUUGCUUAUGGCACUUUGAAUUAUGACAGAAAUAAACGCAGGCCAAUUAAUUUUAUUGGUUUUUGUUGUAGUCUUGUACAGUUUAUUUCCAAAUUUAAAAUGUUAAACUGAUAGGAGAGAGUUGCUGCAUUCAUAAAGGGCAUAUUAAUUUUGUGGGCUGUUUAUUUAUGCUGAAUGUGAAAAAAUGCAGAGAUCAGUUCUCUCAUUUCUGUCUAAUGUUCUGUAUCUUUGUUAGGAUGUAGCCUGAAUGUUUACAGAUUUUGGAUGUGAAUUGUAAAUAAAUACAGCAGCUUUUAUUUCCUUUGUCUUCCACAGCAGUAUUAUUGUCUUUGUGGAAUUACAGCUACCUAACAAAACUAUUUAAAAUAAGCUUAGAAUUAU